AUGGCGGGGAUGGAGCUGCCCCGCUGUCGACUCGGCGCUCAGGCCACGAGGCCGAACCCGCUGUGCCGGGGCAAGUUACGGGGUGCUUCGAUGUUCAUGGUGUCGGGCCUCAGGGUGGCCUGGGGUUGGCGCUCGGCUGUGCCAGGACUGCGGCCAGCUCGGGAGAACUCGCAGAAGCCGUCGGAUGCAGCUGGCCGGGCCAGGCGGCAGACCCAGUCAGCCGUCCCCGAGGCCGCCGCAGAGUCCCUGGACUGGGGCCGGCAGCGCGCGGAGCUGUGGGCGGAGAUGGAGAAGCGCCGCAACCGCGAGGAGAAGGGCUACCGGGGCCUCGCGCGCGAGGAGCGCUCCGACUCGCUGGGCGAGCGGCUCCUCGGCGAGGAGCCGCGGCGGGUCCUGCGGGAGAUCAGGCAGCUCGGCAAGGAGCGCCGCUGGGCGGAAGCCCUGCUGCUGCUCCGGGCGGAGGCCGACCCAGCCCCGGCCCUGCGCACGGCGGCCAUGAACGCGUGCGCGAAGGCACUGGAGCUCGAACAGGCGCGCGCCGUUUUCGACGAGAUGCCGGAGAAGACGGUGGCGGCGUACAACGUGCUGGUGUGGAUGGUCGGGCUGCGCGACCCAGCCGGCGCCGAGAGGCUGGUAGAGGAGAUGCCCAAGCAGGCUCUGCGGCCCGACGCGGGCAUCUUCCGCUCGCUCAUCGACACCCACGGCAAGGCUGGCGACCUGAAGGCCGCAAUGCGCGUCUUCUCUCAGUCGCGCGGCGACGGGAUCCCGCCGUCGACCUCCACGUACCAGGUGCUUCUGAGCGCCUGUACGCGGGCGGGCGACCCGGACUGCGCCGAGGAGCUCCUCGCCGACAUCGGGGGAGCGGCUCCAGCCGGACGUCGGCCACUGGUCGAGCCUGGUGGUCUCCUGCUCGCGGGGCAAGGACGAGGCGAGGGCACGGGCUGCCUUCGAGGGCAUGCGCGGCGCCGCGGUGGCGCCCGACGCCGUGGCCUACACCGCUCUGAUCUCGUGCUUCGGGGGCGAGGGGGCCUUCGAGAAGGGCCAGGCGGCCUUCGCGGAAAUGCGCAGCGCCGCCGUGUCCCCCGACACGUUCGCGUACAACGCUCUCCUCGACAUCGCCGCCACGGAGGGCGACGAGGAGCGUUUUGA
Molecule: messenger RNA, 1149 nt
Organism: Prorocentrum cordatum
Lineage: Eukaryota; Dinophyceae; Prorocentrales; Prorocentraceae
Source: the annotation of a GenBank genome assembly